AUGGCCGCAUUUCCCAGCUCAAGGUACUUCAUAAUCCUCUUUUUGUUGACCCUUUCCUUCGAAUCCCUACUCGCAGACACCAAUUCGUCUUUUUCUUUCAAGAAUUUUGGUUGGAAUUCAAGUUUUGAGUCUGUUCUUGCACUUUAUGGUGAUGCAAAAGCUGUUAACGAUGGUUCUUCUCUACAACUCACUGCUCCAUCAGUUUCUAGUGCUGGUCGAGUGAUUUACAAAAACCCCAUCAAGUUCUAUGGCGGAAUCCCCGAGAAAUUGGUGUCGCUCUCCACAUACUUCUCGUUUUCAAUUUCGCCGGACUCGAAAAAUGGAGAUGGUUUAGCUUUUGUUGUGUUUUCAGAUGGGUAUCCCGUGGAUCUGUUCGACGAUAAUGGGUCAUUCGGGUUGCCAAAUGGGGAUAAUUUCAAGUUCUUAAGUGUCGAAUUUGACACAUCGAUGGACGAUAAGUAUGGUGAUAUGAAUGAGAAUCAUAUCGGGAUCGAUUUAUCUAGUUUUGUGUCGUUGAAAGCAAUGAACUUAUCUUCCGUCAAUUUGGGACUCAAAAGUGGUAAUCGAUUGCAAGUUUGGAUCGAUUACCAAUCAAGUUCAAGGCGAUUGGAGGUUAGAUUGAAUAGAUAUGGUGAAACCCGUCCUGUUGACCCGUUGUUAUUCCAUCGAAUUGAUUUGGCUAAAAUCUGGCCUGGAAAUGAGGGUUUUUUCGUGGGGUUAACUUCAUCAAAUGGGAACUCUUCACAACUCUGUAAUCUGUAUUCAUGGAGCUUUAAAACAAGGCAAUCACCAGAUUGGAUGCAUUCUGAACCUUUGGAUCCUAUGGUUUUCAAAGAAAGGGAAGAAAAUGAGAUCAAGAUUCAUAAGAAAAGUGAUUGUGUUAUGAGGAUUCUUUCUGCCCUCAUACUUGGAAUCGGAUUAGGAGCAUUAGGAAGCUUUAUUGAAGCAAUAGUUGAUAUUAGUCACAGUCUAAUCCAAAACAAAAGAGAUGAAGAUGGAUGGGUAGACUCUUGGAGGGACCUCUGUACCUGGUUUAGUCCAUUGUCGUGGGGUCAAUGUCAUUUGACAUGUAGCAAAACAAUGACAAGAGAUGCAUUAAAGAACCGGUCCCGAGUCAUCGUCCUAACACUGGUCCUUAAGCCUAAUGGCAUCGUGUCCUUCUUUUUUCUCUCAUUAACAAAUUAAAACCAUCUUUAAUUCUUUAUGUUCCCAACAUUGUAGAACAAGUUUCGCAAAAGAAAAAAAUAGCAAAAUGAAUGUGCAAUACUCUUAAUACCUUUUAAAUUGUAAAACA
Molecule: messenger RNA, 1294 nt
Organism: Lactuca virosa
Lineage: Eukaryota; Viridiplantae; Streptophyta; Magnoliopsida; Asterales; Asteraceae
Source: the annotation of a GenBank genome assembly